Molecule: messenger RNA, 1395 nt
Organism: Rhodofomes roseus
Lineage: Eukaryota; Fungi; Basidiomycota; Agaricomycetes; Polyporales; Fomitopsidaceae
Product: DRMBL-domain-containing protein
Exons: 6
Coding region: 1-1395 (464 amino acids)
Biological process (GO): double-strand break repair via nonhomologous end joining; interstrand cross-link repair; protection from non-homologous end joining at telomere
Molecular function (GO): 5'-3' DNA exonuclease activity; damaged DNA binding
Source: RefSeq, a predicted model, not a curated record
AUGACGUCUCACAAGGAGAACGAGGCAUGGAAAGAGGCUUCUGUCGCUGAGGACCGGAACUUCCGACCAACGAAGAGCAACGGCGGGCGACGGAAAGCGCCAUUCUACAAGGUCAUGCAGGGUAUGCCCAUCGCAGUUGAUGCGUUUCGGUACGGAACCAUCCCAGGAGUCACAGCUUAUUUCUUGACACAUGCACAUUCCGAUCACUAUACGAACCUUUCGGCCAAGUGGAACAGUGGGUUCAUCUACUGUUCAGAAGGCACCGCAAACUUGAUCAUGCACAUGCUGGGCGUGAACCCCAAGUGGGUACGCCCAUUACCUCUUGACGUCGCCACGACCAUCCCAGACACGGGCGGCGUGCAAGUGACGCUAAUCGAGGCGAACCACUGUCCUGGAUCAUGCCUGUUCCUUUUCGAGGGCCCGCAAACAGUCAACGCGGGUGAUAGUGCGUACAAAUCGCCCUUGAUUGGCUCGUCAAGGCUGUUUAGGUACCUCCACUGCGGCGACUUCCGGGCGUCCCCCGCGCAUGUAAACCACCCAGCGAUCAAGGGCAAGCGGAUAGACCACUGUUAUCUAGACACGACAUACCUGGACCCGAAGUACUGUUUUCCUCCGCAGCCACAGGUCAUUCCGGCGUGUGCGGAGCUCGCGAGGCGGAUUGUCGCAGGCAUCCCGCUACACGAGGAUGCAGCGAGGGCCAAACAGAAUCGCACCAUGGACCGGUGGGUGACAACGUCGGGCGUCAAGACGGAGCAGAAGGAGCAGGGCAUAGGGAGGACGCUCGUCGUCGUAGGGACCUACUCCAUCGGCAAGGAGCGCAUCGUCAAAGCGAUCGCGCGAGCCCUCCAGACUAAGGUCUUCUGUGACUCGCGCAAGGCUGCCAUCCUGCGGUGUCAAGCGGACCCUGAGUUGCACGCGUUACUCACGAAGGAUCCGCUCGAGGGCGGCGUGCACCUCGUACCACUGGGCGUGAUUGCCUCAGACCGUCUGAAGGAGUACGUCGAGCGGUUCAAGGGACACUAUAGCAAGGCUGUCGGCUUCAGGCCGACUGGGUGGACCUUUACCGCGCCAACAGGGAGCGACAUGCUCCCCUCCGUGCAAACGAUCAUCUCCCGCUCGCAGAGCCGCACCUUCACCUACGCGCAACUGAGCCCGAUGAAGAACUCCACGCCCGCGCUGCAGAUCUACGGGGUGCCGUACUCGGAGCACAGCUCGUUCUUCGAGCUGACGUGCUUCGCGCUCUCGCUCGACUGGGGCAGGAUGAUCGCGACAGUGAACGUCGGCAGCGAGAACUCGCGCAAGAAGAUGGGGAAGUGGAUUGAGCGCUGGGAGGCGGAGAGGAAGAAACGGGCGAGGGACGAGGUCGUUAGUGCUAGGGCUGACGACUACUGGUAG